Molecule: messenger RNA, 2722 nt
Organism: Cannabis sativa
Lineage: Eukaryota; Viridiplantae; Streptophyta; Magnoliopsida; Rosales; Cannabaceae
Exons: 4
Coding region: 1410-2639 (409 amino acids)
Biological process (GO): proteolysis
Molecular function (GO): cysteine-type peptidase activity
Source: RefSeq, a predicted model, not a curated record
GUCGAUAUUAUGUCGACCAUUUUUUUUAAUUUUUUGUCAGUAAUAUUGAUUUAUUUUUUGUUUUUUCAAAUGGCUCCUAGACUCAUAAUUCCAGCACCCGAGCAUUUUACUGGCCGCGUGACAUGUAGAGGCACCGGAAUUUUUGCAAAAAUCAAGGCUCGGUUUGAGGAGUACAACUUGAAUAACACGGCGAAGGAAAGCCGUUUUAGCAACUUUUGGAAUGCCGUACCCCUGACAUUCUCCUCGGUGUUAUUUCACCAGCUGAUGCUCCACAAAAUGAAGGUUGAUGCUCAAGAGGAGUUGAAGAUGCGGUUUUACAUUGGUCAGAAGGAAGUCAGAUUCAGAGUGCUUGAGUUUGCCCUCAUUACAGGCCUGGACUUCUCCUCGGGGCCAACAGAAGAGGAGAAGGCUGAGCAGGUUGCUCGCUCAGGGUCAGACCAAUUGAUCAACAAAUAUUUCAACCGGUCUGGUAGUGUGAAGACAGAAGCACUCCAAGAUAGGUUCACAAACUGUCAGAACCCGGAAGACUUGUACAAGAUUGGCUUGUGCUUGUUUGUCGAGUCAGUGCUUCUGGGUCGCGAGGCUAACGCGCUGAUUACGCCUGACAUACUUAGAUAUGUCGAAGAUCUCGAGUUCUUCUUCCGGAUUCCUAGGGGGAAGCAGUCAUUCGCUAGACUCAUGCACUCGCUUCAAAAAGACAUGUUGAAACAGAAGGCCAACUAGGAGAAGAAGCUGAGUUCGGAUGUUCAGCAUGAGUGCAAAUACACAACUUAUGGCUUCGCACCUGCGGUACAAUAUUGGGCGUAUGAGGCCAUUUUGGAGGUUGGGAAGAGGUAUGGCACGAAUCAUGGGAUUCGGCUUCCCAGGAUGCUUAGCUGGACGAGCAAGGGUGAUAUUGGGAAGAAAGAAAUCAGUUCGAUAUUUUCUAGACGGGUAUGAGUUUAACUUAUGUUUAGAGUAAUUAUUUAACAUAAAUGCUUGUGAUAAUUGCUAAAUGGUUUUACUCUGAUAUUUUUUGAACCAUAAACAGAAUCUUGAAGUGGUGAAGGGGCUACUUCCACGGACAGAAGAGGAGGCAUUUGUGAGGACCAUCUCUUACGAUGGUGUGGAUGACACAGAGGCUGAGGCAGAUACUCAGGUACCACACACUCAGGUACCAGACACUCAGGUACCAAUUUUUGGAACUUUUUUUUAUGAUUGUAUAACUUGAUUGUUUUAUUGUUUUUGUUAUGUGAUAUUUGUUACAUUGUGGAAUUAUCGUAUGCUUACCGUAUUUUUUUGGUUUAUAUUUUUUUCAGGCCACUGGUUCAGACCCUCAGCCUAGUGCACCAUCUUCAUCAGGCGUUCGUGGUGCCGAUUACAGUGAUUUAGUGGGGAGGUUGGAUAGGAUCAAGGCUGACUAGAAGGGUAUGUACGUUUGUCAUGCCGAGCUGAAGAAGGCAUAUGAGACCAGCCAUAUAGAGCUGAAGGGCGGUCAGAACGUAAUUAUGGAGCAGCUCAAACAUAUAUUGGCCAUGUUGAAUCGUCCGCCAACGACAUCUUCAGCACCGGAGGCCCCAGCAGAUCCAUCUACCCCACUAUCAGUUGCAUCACCCCCACUACAAGAGGAGGAGGUCUUCCCUGACGGGUACGAUCCUUAUGAGGGAGCUCCAGCGACUCCCAUCGAUACAUGUAUUAUCCAUGUACAUGACAAGGAGUCCCAGGGUAAAAUUUUGGCGAUAGAGGCACAACCUGCAGGGGUUAAGAGUCGGAAGAGGAAGAGAAAUCCUCUUGUAUGGUUCCGUGACUACACGGAGAUGAAGAAGAAACAGAGGCCUUCUUCGACGUUUGAUCCCCUGGCGCCACCGGAUGAGCAAUUGUUUGAUACUUUCCGAAAGUGGUGUUGUGGACUCAUUCCAAACCACCGACUUCGAGAUUUGAGAAGUGGUGAUUACGGUCCAUCAUUCUUUUGGAAGCUGCUGAUACCACUGGAAUUGCUUACAGAUGACCAUAUAGAUGCAGCAAUGCAUAUGCUGAGGAGGCGACGCGCCGACUAUCCACUGACAUUUCCUCAGAAGGGUAUCAUUCUCUCCACAUUCGUGACCACCAUGAUCAGCAGUGCAUGGAUGAAUCACAGGGGUGAGAGGAGAAACUUUGUGUGGGAGGAUUAUAUCUUGGAGUACUGCAGAGGGGUUCAUAAGUUCUUUCCGAGAUGGAUGGGUAAUGAGUUCAUUUACUUCAUUUUGCAUCUUCCCGACCAAAGGCACUGGGUCACAGUUGAAGUUGACAUAGAGCUGUGGAAAAUUAAUGUGUAUGACUGUGAUUCCAGCGUUUGUCAUUGGACCGCCAUGGCACCCGUCUUGAAGACUUGGGAAGAACUGCUACCCUCGCUAAUCCAUGCAACCGGGGAUUGUCCACGUAACAACCAGAUCAUGACAUUAACUAAUAAGUACAUCACCGUGCUUCCAAAAAUGCAUGCGAGUCGAGCCACUCACGACUUAGUUCCGAAGGCAACAAUCAGUGGUGAUUGUGGCAUUUAUUGCAUUGAGUAUGUGGAGCAUCUCAUGAUGAAACGUGGAUUAACCGAUGUCACGCAACGCCGGAUCAAGUUGUUUCGUGAACGGUGGUGUGUUGCUUUAUUUUACCAGAAUAUCGGCUGAUUAUAUGUGUAAUUAUGGUGACAUUGUAUAUUUUGUGUAAUUAAAAUUACAGUUAUGUAUAUAUAGACUUUCUCUUCGUUCAA